CUUAUUGGAACCGCCUGCGGUGACGUCAUUGGAUCACGUGAUCGGGGCGGGUGCAGUGAUGAUCGCCGCCCGCCAUUUUGACGAAGAGUGACAGCGUCUGUAUGUGAGGUGAUGUUUUAGUCCAGAUGGGUCAUAGAAGUGGUGUUACCCACCACUUACCAAAACACUCUUCCAAUGUUGGCAACUACUCACAUUGUGUCACCCACAGCGUCUCCUAAUCUACCAGAGUCGAAAAGUAGCACCACCAGCAGUGGUACAAGCACUACAACGUCUGUGAUUACUCAGCAAUCGACCAGCAGCGGACAACAAAGUUCUGAAUCCCAUAGUCUUGAACAUGAGAAGAAAGCAAUUUGUCGGCACCCCCUCUUUCCUUUGAUGGCUCUGUUAUUUGAGAAAUGUGAACGUGCAACUCAAACCCCUGAUUGUCCAGCAGGAGAUAGUUUUGAUGUUGACAUUCAGGCUUUUGUGCAACACCAGGAGAAGGACCGUAAUCCUUUUUUCAGUGAUGACACAGAAUUGGAUAGUUUAAUGGUGAAAGCUAUUCAGGUUUUACGUAUCCAUCUACUGGAGUUGGAGAAAGUGAAUGAGUUGUGCAAGGAUUUCUGCAACCGUUAUAUAACAUGCCUGAAAAGCAAGAUGCAGAGCGAGCACCUCCUGCGCACCGAGGUGCAUUCGCCAACCCCCAAUUUUGAUGGUUCAAUGAGCAGCAGUAGUGGCAGCAACUCAGGAAAUGUCACUCCUUCUCUCAGCACCAGUUCCUCACAGCUAACUCCAACUACAACAGGGCCAUCAUCAGCCACUGGAACCACUGGCAUCACUACCACCACAAGCAGCAGCGGUGGUGGUGGUGGUGGUAGCGGAAGUAGCACCAGCAACCACCACCACCACCACCACCACCAUAGCACCAGUACCACCACCACUACCACCAGCACCACCAGCACCACCACCAAUAAUACUCUAGCUGCAGCUGCUGCUGCUGCUGUUUCACUCCAAGGUCAGUUGCAGAUGCAGCAGCAAGUUGUUGCCUCAAUGGCUGCCAACAAUGUCCUCAUUCAGCAGGGUUUAGCUGCUGCUGCUGUACAACCAGCUGCUCUUUCAAUGGGUUCCUUAGGACAGGGGCAGAUUGUAUCUGGGGGAACUGUGUAUCAAAUGGUGCAAACACCACAAGGUAUUGUUGCACAGCCAAUUCAGAUUCGAACUGCUUCACUUCCUAACCAAGUGGCAAGUGGUUCACCUCUUAUUCAUGGUAGUACCCCUUUGUCACAGAUUGGUGUUGUUGGAACUCCCAACAUCAUCGGACAAAUCCCUGUUACUUCUGCUCCACCAACUCCAGCACCAACCCAGAUCACUCCUAUGGGCAGCCUUGCUCAACUUGGUUCCGAUGAUGAAGAUAUGAUUUGUAAAAGAAAAACUAAAAGAGGAAUCCUGCCUAAGACUGCAACUAAAAUUAUGAGAUCCUGGCUCUUUCAGAAUAUUGUGCACCCAUAUCCUUCAGAAGAUGAAAAAAGACAAAUUGCAGCCCAGACAAACCUAACAUUACUUCAAGUCAACAACUGGUUCAUCAACGCUCGUCGACGUAUAUUGCAGCCGAUGCUGGAUGCCAGCAAUCCUGACCAAGCCAAAGUGAAGAAAAAUAAGCCACCGAAUCGACCUCUUCAAAGGUUCUGGCCUGAAAAUAUUGCCAAUCUACGUCCCCAGAUACCUACGACUCUCGAUGGUAACCUUUCGGGUAGCUCCAGUCCUCUGUCUAUUGGAGAUGCUGAUGGGAUUGGGGAUGCAGCAUCCAAUGAGAGCAGCUCUUUAGCCACAUCAAGCCAGCCGUCCAAUCAAACCAUAGUGCUACCCAAUAUGGAAACAGCAACUUUUGUCAUUAAUGAUGGCCAUAUUGUCAAUGCUUCCACAUCCCUGGACAAAUUCCGUUCUUUGGAUCACAUUGCUGGUCACCCUUCUCUUUCAAACAUCUCGGAAGCAUCCAAGUUCAUUCACAAUAGCAACAUCAAUGCUUCCACCAUCAUGACCACCACAACCACCGCCACCACCACUGCCAUUACAACGUCUUCCAUCAUCAUCAGCAACAACAACACCACCACCACUGCCACCACCACUGCUCCCACCACUAGUCGUGGUGGUAAUAGUGGACUCAGCAGCCACAGCAUUGACAAUAGUAGUAGUAGUAGUAGUAGUAGUAGUAGUAGUAGUAGUAGUAACUCAGCUGGUGCUAAAGCUGGUACUACUACUCACCGAACAAACAAAGAGAUUGACCAAAAUAACACAGGGAAAGACUUAACCGCUUGCAGUAGUAGCAGUAGUAGUAGUAGUAGUAGUAGUAAUUGUGGUAGUGGUAUUGAUGCAAUCAGACAGCAGACUGUCUGUUUGACUGACAACAAUCUACAGGACUCUCCCUUGCUGCAGCAAUGAACAACUCCAAAUAACAAACACAAAUCUUGUGCUUAUAUUUUCACUCUUUGCAAAUGUGAAUUUUUUUUUAUUAUUACU
Molecule: messenger RNA, 2496 nt
Organism: Octopus bimaculoides (California two-spot octopus)
Lineage: Eukaryota; Metazoa; Mollusca; Cephalopoda; Octopoda; Octopodidae
Product: homeobox protein unc-62
Biological process (GO): regulation of DNA-templated transcription
Molecular function (GO): DNA binding
Source: RefSeq, a predicted model, not a curated record